AUGGGAAACAUGCACUUCGUGGAGAUUGAGGGGCUCGUGGGGCGUGUGCCGGCACAAAAUAAACCUCAAGUUCGUUCUGCUCGACCUCGCGGCCCCGCCAUGCCCCCUCAUGUGAACCCUCAGUUUUGGAAUUUGGCCAUAGAAAGCAUACCAUCCACUUUCUUGCCCAUCUCACACCUCCCAUCUUGGGCAGAGAGCAAUGAAGGACCUGAGCUGCUCAGGAACAGAAUGAGAUACCAGCUUCCCCUCUCCUCACAGCAACAGAGCAGCCUGCAGCUGGGAAUCCCUCUGGUGGUAGGAACCUGCCAGGGGGCAAAUCAGAGAAUUGUGCUGCAUAUCUUUGAGUUUUCUUCACAAAGAAUAAACUGUUUUGUCCUUCCUGAGCAGGGGAAACAUGGCUUCAUUGAUAGUUUUGGUCUUUGCUGUAGUUUGUCUCUUCAUCCCUACUAUUUGUGGAAAUUGGAAUGUCAGCCUACAGUUGGAAUUGCUGCUCAGGUCACAGUUAUCAGAUGCCUUAUCAAAUGCAGUGGUCUUAUUGAAGUUGUUGGAGUUGCAUUGAUAAAAGGGGAACAGGAAAAGCCAGUUUUUGAACAUAUUAUAAAUAAGACACCAUCAGGAGACCCACGCUUUAGUUUAGUAAGCCCAGCAAAAGAUCCAUCUCUGCAAAUCUCUGACACUGUGUUUUCUGAUGAGGGUGAAUAUGAGUACUAUGUUGUAACAAACAUGGGUGAAAAAAGAGCAAGACUUAGCAUCAGUGUCGUAACCAAGUACAGAGAUCCCGUCACAAGUUCAUGGCCUGAAAAUGUUACAGACGGAGGACCUGUCAACCUUUACUGCAAUGCUACUGAUGGCUACCCAGCAGGCACCAUUCAUUGGUUUGACCAUUCUGGAACAAACUGGACCAUUAAUUAUAUAAUGACAAAAGCCAUCAAGGAAACCAAUGGUUCAAAAUCUGUGGCUUUAUUAAGCAAACUGUCUUUCAAGUUUAUUGACUCCAGUCUGGCACCAUUUAGAUAUGUCGUCUUCAAUAGCAAAUUUGUCAAGGAAGGAGAGAAGACAUUUCAGACAAUGCUCAAACGUAAUUAA
Molecule: messenger RNA, 1086 nt
Organism: Xyrauchen texanus (razorback sucker)
Lineage: Eukaryota; Metazoa; Chordata; Actinopteri; Cypriniformes; Catostomidae
Exons: 6
Coding region: 1-1086 (361 amino acids)
Biological process (GO): cell adhesion; angiogenesis
Molecular function (GO): protein heterodimerization activity; protein homodimerization activity
Source: RefSeq, a predicted model, not a curated record